GUUAAAUCUAGUGAUUGUUGAGCUUUUGCAUGAUCUUAAAUAUGUACCUAGUAGACUAGAUUACAACGAAGUAGCUCGGGCUGCUCGACGAUGAGUCAAUUUCGAAAUGGUUGCGAGUAGAGUGCGUCACAUGCGAAGUAUCAUGGGCCCUCGACAGCACAGACCAGACAUCCCGUCUUGGAAAUCUCAUUGGACUAUCCCACAACACCGUAUGACAAAACAACUCACCUAGAACUGCCGCACACUACAUGGCUAGCCGACAUACAUACCGAUGAAACGAUGUCGUCGACCAAGAAGAUCGUCGAAUUCCCUGACGUUGAGGCGAAACUCCAAAAGCCGGGCAAGCAGUCAGCGUUCGAGCGCCAGAGGGCCGAAGCCGAGGCAAAGCGGCGACGGGAAGAGGCAGAGACAGCCGCCGUCUACGAGGACUUUGUCAAAAGCUUUGCACAUGACGAAGAGGAUGAUUUUCUGCGACGAUCCAAACAGCCGUCGUCGAGGUUUGGCUCCGGCGCGCCGGAGAGGCCAUCUUUUGGAAGCGGGACACCGUUCGGGGGCGGCACGGGAAAGCGGCACUUUGGCGUCCCGCAGGGCGCUUCGCUGAAGAGUGGCCCAGGGAGCCUGGGGCCUGCACCAUCUACAUUUGGGAAGAAGAGGUCCUACGAUGGCUUUCAGCGGGAAUCGGACGGGGGGCGCGGGAGAAUAGGGUUCGACGACCGGGAUUUCGGCGCGCUGCCCGUGUCCAAGGCCUUCGAUGCCAGCGACGACGAGGGAGACACCGCAACAGCCGACCGAGCCGAAGAAAAGGCAACCUCAAAGCCGACCCUGCGUCUGGCGAACAUACCGCCUGGAACAUCACCCGCAUUCAUCAAGUCCUUGAUCCCGUCCAAACUGACAGUCGAGAAUGUCAAAAUCGUGCCGCCUUCGGGGCCCAGUGGGACCGAACGAAAGUCGAUAUCUGCCAUUGUCACACUGUCAAAAGAGACGCCGGCGACAGAGAUCGAUAACGCCGUGAGCGCUUUGCAAAACCGUUACCUCGGUUUCGGCUUCUUCCUGUCCCUGCACCGGCAUCUCUCGUCUGCCGCGAUAUCAUCCGGCCUGUCUGCGCUGCCCGUCUCGACAGCCGUAUCGCAUCCGUUUGGCGCAAAGAGAGUCGAGGAGCGUUCAGGGAAGCCUGGGCCACAUCAUAUGGGUCAUGGUCGCGCAUUCGCGCCUCCCUCGUCAUACGGCCCUCCGGUGGGGGGUCCGCUCAGCAGGGGCGCCAUUCUCCACGUUCCUGUUCGUGCACCGCGGGACAUCAAGCAGCUACGCAUGAUCCACAAGGUUAUAGAGGCCGUGCUGGAACACGGCCCAGAGUUUGAAGCUCUUCUCAUGUCCCGUCCAGACGUGCAGCGAGACGAGAAGUGGGCUUGGAUUUGGGAUGCGCGCAGUGAGGGUGGCAUCUGGUAUCGGUGGAGGCUCUGGGAGAUUGUGACAGGCUCACAAUCGACACGGAGCAGCAAACCCUUGUACCUCCCUCUAUUCGAGGGGAGCCAUGCGUGGAAAGUGCCUGAACGGCGGCUGGCGUACGAGUACACGACAGAUGUCGAUGAGUUCGUCUCGGACUCAGACUACGAAUCGGCCGACGACGACGAGUUUGAGGAGGAGCAGGCUCGACAAGGCGACGCCGUCGAACAGGAAGACACGUUUCUGAACCCUAUCGAGAAGUUCAAGCUAGCACACUUGCUAGCUCGGCUACCAACCACAUUAUCCAAAAUCAGGAAAGGGGACAUCGCGCGGAUAACCGCCUUCGCCAUCACCCACGCCAGCCGGGGCGCCGAUGAAAUAGUAGAUAUGAUCGUUUCUAACGUUGAGCACCCGUUCGCAUACACAACGGCAAAUCCCGACUACAAACAGGGAGCAAAAGAGAAACAAGAGCGGGAAGAGGACUCGCGGGAUACGUCGCCGUCGGCAGAGGACAAGCCCGCCUCGGAUGGGCUUGAUAUGAGCGCCGCGCGGCUCCUCGGUCUCUAUGUCAUUAGCGACAUCUUGUCCUCUUCCUCCACUAGCGGGAUACGCCAUGCCUGGCGCUACCGGCAGUUGUUCGAGGUGGCGCUCCGAAGCCGCAAGACUUUUGAGAUGCUGGGCAUGAUGGCAGACAAGCUUAAUUGGGGCCGUCUGCGUGCCGACAAAUGGAAACGCAGCGUAGGGCUUGUGCUGAGCCUGUGGGAAGGCUGGUGCGUAUUCCCCAUCGAGACACACGAGUCCUUUGUCAGGAGUUUCGAGGAUCCGCCUGUACUCAAGAAAGCUGCCGAUGCAGCCGAACCGGAACGAAAAACGGGGCGAUGGAAGACGGUCGAUGCUGCCGCGGUUGACGGUGGUGAUAGUCCCGCGUUCUUACCGGUCUCCACGAAGCCCGCCGUCGACCAGGAUCUGGGAGAAGAUUACGUCGAGAACAUACUGUACGCAGACGGAUCCGAAGACGAACUAGACUCUGUUCGUCUGCAAUACCUGCCCAGCUUGGACGACGCGUUCUCCGAUCUGGAUCUCGACGGCGAACCAGACGAUGAUGGGUCUCAAAAGGAGUUGCCCGGUGGCGAUGUGACAACGGGGACACCGUUGUCACCCAAGCAAGACAGCAAAUCCGUUGGCGGCUUCCAAAUGUCAGCUUCCAAGCCGGCGCCCACUAGAAAGCGGGUGCGCGCCAUGGACAUGUUUGCCGAUUCUGAUUCAGAAGGGGCCACAUAAGGAAGGACGAGCGUGGGGUUACGUUCGGACUAUA
This is a messenger RNA of Chaetomium strumarium, 2758 nucleotides long. RefSeq lists its product as uncharacterized. Gene Ontology annotation, molecular function: RNA binding. The coding region runs from base 280 to 2724 and encodes 814 amino acids. The transcript has a single exon. Gene Ontology annotation, cellular component: nucleus. Gene Ontology annotation, biological process: RNA processing. Lineage: Eukaryota; Fungi; Ascomycota; Sordariomycetes; Sordariales; Chaetomiaceae. The record is from RefSeq and is a predicted model, not a curated record.